AUGGGAAAUUCGCCGAGUAAAGAUGGCAGCUCAACUUCUUCUGUGACAACAAGUGGCUCAUCCCCAGAUGAUCCAGACCCGUCGUCGCCCAGGCCGCGACAUGACUCUAAUUAUUUAACAACCCAGCUGCACAGCAGCAACAACAAGAACGACAAUUCAACUAACGACCAACAAGGUUUAAUUUCACAUAGCGACAAUUUAGCCAUUAACGCCGAGCAAGAAAGGGGAGAAGAUCCAGUACCGCUCGUAAAGUCGCCUCAGGAUGGUGAAAACACACAUACUUCUUUGUCGCGGUUAUCGGCAAAGCGCAAGGGUUCCACGGAGAGUGACUCCUACGACCUAGAAAUCGCCGUUUCUAUGGCCCAGACCCUCAACAUUUCGAGAUCACCACUGAAAGAUGUGACGGAAGAGGUGUGUUCAUCUUUUGACAGCAACAGCGACUCGUGUUUUACAAACGGAUCUUCUUCAUCGAUCAGCUCCACAACCACCCCGCCAAAUUCAAAAGAGACGGCUUUGUAUCCAAUUGCAGAGCAAAGCAAAGAGUCUACUCCGGACUACAAAUCCACCAAACUAACGUCCACUCCGGAAAGUACUGAAACUUCUACUCAUCAUACCAAACACGGAGAUUCUGUUAUUAACACCAAUAACACCCCUAAAAAGACUGUUACGUCUGACAUCAAGCUUGAUAGAAUCAUUGAGAAGCUUGUUGAAGCCGGAAUUUCUAAAAAUGCCAGUAAGAAAUUCAUGGUUUCAGGCUCUGAGAUUAAAGUAAUUUGUGCCAGGGCGCGUGAAGUUUUCAUGAGACAGCCGAUGCUUUUGGAGCUCGCCGCUCCAGUCAAGAUUGUUGGUGAUAUUCAUGGACAAUUUCAUGACUUGAUGAGAAUCUUCAAAUUAUGCGGAUUCCCACCUAACUCAAAUUACUUGUUCUUGGGUGACUAUGUCGAUAGAGGAAAGCAAUCGUUGGAGACGAUCAUUCUUCUUCUCUGUCUGAAAAUCAAGUAUCCCGAGAACUUCUUCAUGCUGAGAGGAAACCAUGAGAGUGCCAAUAUCACUAAAAUGUAUGGAUUCUAUGAUGAGUGCAAAAGAAGAGCAAAUUUGAAGGUUUGGAAGAAUGUUGUUGAUGUAUUCAACACUCUUCCAGUUGCCGCCACCAUCGCAGACAGGAUUUUCUGUGUCCAUGGUGGACUGUCUCCUCAACUCACAGAUCUCAGCCAGAUCAAGCAAAUCCAGAGACCAACAGACAUUCCAGAACACGGACUUUUGGCGGAUCUUUUAUGGUCCGACCCUCAAUCGUCUAUGGGAUCCACCACCCGCUCUUCUGUGUCUAUAAGUGGUGAAUGGUCUUCCAAUGACAGAGGAGUCUCCUACUGUUUCAGCAGGAAAGUUGUCCAGAAGUUCUGUGACCAUUUCCAGUUUGAUUUAGUGGCCAGAGGCCACAUGGUGGUUGAAGAAGGAUAUGAAUUUUUCUCCAAACGGAAAUUGGUUACCAUUUUCUCAGCUCCAAACUAUUGCGGUGAAUUCGACAAUUGGGGAGCUGUGAUGAAUGUUAACAACAAAUUAAUGUGCUCUUUUGAACUUCUCAAGCCGUCGUCAACCAGAAAGAAGAAGUGA
Ogataea philodendri is the source of this 1611-nucleotide messenger RNA. RefSeq lists its product as uncharacterized. The record is from RefSeq and is a predicted model, not a curated record. Gene Ontology annotation, cellular component: nucleus; cytoplasm. The coding region runs from base 1 to 1611 and encodes 536 amino acids. NCBI's taxonomy places the organism in Eukaryota, Fungi, Ascomycota, Pichiomycetes, Pichiales, Pichiaceae. The transcript has a single exon. Gene Ontology annotation, molecular function: protein serine/threonine phosphatase activity.